Eimeria necatrix is the source of this 11148-nucleotide messenger RNA. Its product is annotated as Polyketide synthase, related. Gene Ontology annotation, biological process: fatty acid biosynthetic process. The transcript is spliced from 6 exons. Bases 1 to 11148 code for a protein of 3715 amino acids. NCBI's taxonomy places the organism in Eukaryota, Apicomplexa, Conoidasida, Eucoccidiorida, Eimeriidae. The record is from RefSeq and is a predicted model, not a curated record. Gene Ontology annotation, molecular function: 3-oxoacyl-[acyl-carrier-protein] synthase activity; phosphopantetheine binding; fatty acid synthase activity.
AUGCGUGAGUUCCUAGGGCCAGAUGGGCACGUCGACGUAGUGCUGAACACGCUCGUGGACGACUAUAUCCCAGAGUCUCUCAAACUGCUCGGACCAAAUGGACGCUUCAUGGAGUUGGGCAAGAGGGGCAUUUGGACUCGUGAGCAAGUGAAGGAGGCUCGUCCAGAUGUGAUGUACGAGACAAUAGCUGUGGACACCAUGAUGGAAGAAGACCCCGCUUGGUUUGGUGGAAUGCUUGACAGAAUCCGGGAGAGCGUCGAGAGUGGUCGGCUCUCCAGCCCUCCACUGAAAGUAUUUGACAUGGAGGAUCCUGUUGAGGGAGGAGUGGCUGCAUUUAGGUAUCUGCAGAGAGCCCAGCAUAUUGGGAAGGUCGUCGUCAAGCUCCCGAGCUCUAUUGAACCAGUAGAGGACGGGGCUAUUGUCAUAACAGGUGGCCUUGGCGCUCUUGGCUUGGUGGUUGCCGGCUGGCUUGCAGAGGAAGGAGCUCGAAACAUUGUUUUAAUAGCCCGUCGCGAGUCUCCGCCUCCCUCAGGCAGCGUGCCUGAAUGGGACUGGCUGUCGAAUAUCAAUUGUAAAGUAAGCUUCUUCUCUUGCGACGUGUCGAAUUAUGAAAGCGUGCGCGGCGUCUUUAAGAAGAUACAGAAGACUGUGGCUCCGAUCAAAGGGAUUUUCCAUGCAGCGGGGGCUCUUGCUGACUCGCUCCUUGACAGCCAGUCACUCGAAGGGCUCCGUCGCGUUUAUUCUGGCAAGGUGUCAGGGGCUUGGAACAUUCAUCGAGUGUGCGAAGAACAGGGCAUCGACAAAGACCUUCGGUUUUUCGUGUUGUUUUCUUCCAUCACAUCGCUUAUAGGAAACGUUGCGCAGGCCAACUAUGCCUCAGCCAAUGCAUGCCACGAUGCUUUGGCGCAGUGGCGCAGACGAAAAGGCCUUUGCUGCCAGUCAGUCCAGUGGGGACCCUGGAUUGAGCAAGGCAUGGCAGUGGAGAUGAGGCAGCAACUGGCAAGAAAUGGCAUGAAAGGAAUUACAAACGAACUUGGCUUUAGAACUCUCCAUGACGUUCUUCUUCACCCAGAUUGCCCCCCGGUUUUGGCUUGCCAGGCAUUCAAGUGGAGAGCAUUUUUCAUUCGAUAUGUCACUGUCCCCCCGCUUUUUGAAGGGGUCUCGCAGGAGGCGGCAGAUUUACCAGAAUCGUCAGGCAUGACUAUGAAGCACCUUUCUACGGCGGAAAGGAAAGAGUUUAUCAAGGCUCAAGUGGCUGCGGCUGCUCGACAGGUUCUUGGGAGCAGCUCUCCUCCUUCGUUUGACAAGCCUCUGCAGGAUCUAGGAGUGGAUUCACUCGGAGCCGUCGAAUUCCGUAACCUUCUCUCCAAAAAGCUGGGUAUGAAGCUCUCCGCAACUACGUUGUUCGAUUACCCCACUCUUAAUGCAAUUACCGAAUAUGUCUUUGAGGCAACGGGAGAGGACAGCGGCCCAACCGAGAGUGGUGCAGGUUUUCAGUUAGGACGUGGUGGUGUCCCGCAUGAGGGCCUCGCUAUCGUGUCAGUUGCCUGCAGAUUCCCUGGCAGCUCUGACUCGACAGAAGCAAUGUGGCACAUGCUCAUAAAUCGUACGGAUUGUAUGAUGGAUAUUCCCCUAAGCCGAUGGAGUGUGCACGAAAUGUACAGCGACGACUUUGACUUUCCUGGGAAGGCCUAUGUCAAGCGGGCUGCAUUCAUUGAUAAUGUAGAGUACUUCGAUAACACUUUAUUCAACAUUACUCCCCCAGAGGUCAAGGCCAUGGACCCUCAACAACGAAUACUGCUGGAGGUGUCCUAUGAAAGCUUUGUCUCUGCUGGCUACACCAGAGAAUCCCUCCACAAUGCCAACAUUGGCGUGUUUGUUGGCGUUUGCAACCAUGACUGGGUUUACCUAAUGUCUGAUGACAAGAUAUCUUCCUUUUCCGGCACUGGUUCCGCGGGCUCCAUAAUUGCCAACCGUCUAUCGUAUGUAUAUGGAUUGAAGGGCCCUUCUGUAGCUGUUGACACAGCCUGCUCAUCUUCCCUCGUCGCAGUGGAUGUUGCAUACGAAAAGGUGGUUCGUGGAGACUGUCAGUCUGCCCUUGUUGCUGGCGCCAACUUGAUGCUUACGCCUCACUUGUUCAUUGCAUUUUGCAAGGCACGCAUGCUUUCCCCUGAAGGCAAGUGUAAGACUUUCGAUGAUUCAGCAAAUGGCUAUGCAAGGGGUGAAGGCGUAGCAGCGGCAAUGAUAGUCCCAUUUAAUGAGGCUCAAGAAGCGAAGAUGGAGGUCUUAGCCGUUAUUCGAAGCACAGCUUGCAACCAUGUUGGCCGAAGUGCCAGUCUUAUAGCACCGAAUGGCCCUAGCCAAGCUGACGUUAUUCGUGCAGCGAUUGCCAGAGCGGGCAUCAAGCCAGCUGAUAUUUCUUAUGUGGAGACUCAUGGAACUGGCACGGCGUUGGGAGACCCAAUCGAAGUGCACGCCCUGAAAAGCGUGUUCGCCAAUGGGAGAGCAAAAGAUAACCCGCUUAUACUUGGAGCUCUGAAGACCAAUAUUGGCCACCUGGAAGGGUCUUCGGGAAUUGCCGGGCUGAUUAAGGCGGUUCUGGUGUUGCAGAAUAAAACUGUUCCCCCCAAUAUCCACUUCAAAAAGCUGAAUGAGCACAUAAACGUCUCCGACUUCCCUGUCCAGUUCCCCACAGAUGCUGUCCCACUGGCUGCAAACGGUUCAAUAAAACGACUUUUUGCUGGUGUUAGCUCGUUCGGAUUCGGAGGGGCCAACGCCCAUGUAAUUCUCGAAGAAGUGCCAGCCAACCUCCGUUCUAUUGAGAGGCCCGUCAGCAGACAAAAGAUUUGCUUCAUGUUUACUGGGCAGGGUUCGCAAUAUGUUAAUAUGGGUAAGGCGCUAUAUGAGGAGAAUCAGGUAUUCCGACAGUGCUUGAUUAAGGCGAGCGAAAUUGUUCUUGGCAUUAUGGGCGUGUCCAUUAUCGACAUUCUCUAUCCAUCCCCUCAGAAGGAGAGUGAAGCGAAGACGCUUCUUGCCAGCAGCACCAUUUCUCAGCUUGCUUUAUUUGCAUUUGAAUAUGCGCUGGCGGAGCUGUGGAUGUCAAAAAAUGUCUUUCCCGACAUCGUUCUGGGUCACAGUCUUGGAGAGUAUGUGGCGGGGUGCGUGGCGGGAGUCUUGAAGCUUGAGGAUGCUCUUAAUCUGGUAGCCAGUCGAGCGAAAAUAAUGGCAGAGUUACCCUCAAUGGACGGCGUUAUGGCAGCAGUUCGUGCUACAGCAGAGCAGGGCGAGAAAGCCAUAGCCGAUUUUUAUGGAGAAAAGCAGAGGAAGUCAUCGGUUGCUGUUGUCAAUGGCUUAAAAAGCAUCGUUCUUUCUGGCCCACGAAAGGAUGUGCAAGCAAUUCUGGAGAAAAUGAAUGCUUCCUCUAGGGCAAAAUUUUUAUCCGUGUCUCACGCUUUUCAUUCACCCUUGGUAGAACCAACAUGUGAGCCCUUCAAGAAAGUGGUAGAGCAAGUGCAGCUCCAUUCACCGCACAUUGAAAUGAUCUCAACAGUCACAGGACAACUUUGUGAUGAGGCUCUUCGGCAACCUGACUACUGGGCUGAGCAAAUCACCAAGCCAGUUAGGUUUUGUGACGCUAUCCAGCACUGUGUAGCAAAUGGAGCGACCUUACUAGUAGAAAUAGGGCCUCGUCCUACGCUUACUUCUAUGGGAAGGGGUUGCCUCAAGGAGCAGGCUGAUAGUGCUCUCCAGUGGAUCAACAUGGUCGACCCAGAAGGCGUCAAGAUCGAAACAAUUGAUGCCGUCGCCGCUGCAGCAGCAAAAGGUGCGAAGCCAGCGUCGGUCGUUUUCAAUAGGAAGUACUUCCCGUGGAGGGACAUUUGCCACCCGUUGCUGGGCCGCAAAGUUGCUCACGAGGACGGUCGCGUGGACUUUGUUGGUGGCAUGAGUGAGGAGGCAGAGUCGCUUUUCAUUGAUCAUGUUGUGAAGGAUCAGCCGAUGUUGCCGGCAACUUCCAUGCUGGAGCUCAUGGCAGUAGCCUCCAGAGAGGUCCUGGACAAGGGAGCAUCGGCGACCCCACCAUGCUUGUCUCAGCUCGUCUUCGAAAAGCCACUCAUCUUCCAGCCAGGCUCCAACACUUCCAUCUCUGUAUCAGUUGACUCCCACUGCCAAGUACGCUUGCUAAGCAGCUCAGAAACAGAUGAGGGGGAGCAGCAGGUCCACGCGUAUGCACAAAUCCUCACAAGCUCCAUGGAGAUACCAGACGUCGAUAGCAAGACUAUCCUGGAGGCGUGCCCCGAUGAAGUUGAUAUGGCCUCAGCCUAUGCUGAGCUACACAAAGCUGGUUUGUCGUAUGGUCCACGGUUCCGCACUGUUAAGCGCGCAUUUAAAGGUGAGAAUGCAGUUGUUGGUCUACUGCAAGCCGUGAGCCCAAAGAAUUUCGAGCGUGGCUUCCGUCUACACCCUGCUGUUAUGGAUGGUGCGCUACAACUCUCCGCGAUUUUGCUAUCAGAUGAAGGGCAGCGCAAGGCUAUGAUUCCUUUUUCCAUUGAAUCCGUGACCAUACUCAGUGCAAGCUCAGAAAAGGAAAUAUGGGCCCGGGUUUCCCUAUUGUCUCGUACCCCAACUGCAGCAACUGUUGAUGCCCAGCUUUUCACAUCGGAUGGCAAGGUAGUAUCAGACUUCAGUGGAGUCACUUUCCGACAGAUAGACAUGGAGCCUUCAGCUGCGAUUCCCCGCGAUCUUCUGUGGCACACUGAAUGGAUUCCAUCGUCAAAGCUGGAUUCACAAAGUACGACAGAGGCAGAAAGCGAGGGCGUCAGCCAACUAUCUCCACUCAGCAGCGACGCCCAACGCCCUGCGCAGCCGAACGCAGCCGAUGCAGAUGCUACAAGCUCUCACACAGACGAAGGCGGGCCCUGCUCUACGGAUACUUGCAGUACAGCUGAACCAGCACGACCAGCAAUUAUUUUCAUUGACUGUACUGGGGAUCAUGAAGCUCUGCGUGAUGACUUUUCAGACAGCGAAGAGACAACCAUUGUUUGGCUCUCAAAACCAACAGCUGAAACCGUUGCCAACGUCCUGCCACUGCCGGAUGCCUCUUCGCCUAUAGAGUCGGACAAAGUAAUUUUUGUUCUCGCCCUUAGCACAGCUUCAAGCCCUCAAGAUAUUCUUUCGUCUGUCCUGGACGUAACCAAGGUUAUGGCUACACAGAAAACGGCCCAGUUCUACCCUGCAUGGAUCUUGACCAGCGGAGCCCAAGGACCAACGUAUGAUUGCGUGCAUCCCCAGAAUGCAGGGAUCUGGGGUCUUGUGCGAUCCAUUCGCCUGGAGGUAGACGCUACUGGUACAUCGCACUUUAUUGGGUGUGCGGACAUAGAAGAAGGACUGGAUCUUACCAGAGCUGUAAACGAAAUCAUCGACCAACACCUGGCGUAUCCUCAAGAAACCGAGAUGCUCGUCCGUUCAGCAGAGUCAGGAACUGGCCUCCAAGUUCUUUUUCCUAGGCUCAACCGUUCUUCCUUGGUUGUACGUGGCCCACUGGAGCUCCAUUUGCCUGACCGUGGAGCAGUAACGAACUUAUCUCUUCGCCCACAAGCACCUAUGCAGCGCAGCUCCCUCGAGCCCUAUCAGUGUCGUAUUCGUGUGCGCGCUGUUGGAUUAAAUUUUCGCGAUGUACUUAAUGUUAUGGGUCUAUACCCCGGAGACCCCGGGCAACCCGGCGCUGACUGCGCAGGCACGGUCGUGGCAGUUGGCAGCCAGGUUUCCGGCCUGCAAAUUGGCGACAGUGUUUACGGCAUUGCUCAAGGUUGUCUGAAGACAUUCGUUACGGCGCCUGCUGAACUAUUGAGGAGGAUGCCUGCUUCAUGCUCCUUUGAAGAAGCAGCCGCACUACCUGUUGUCGCAGCUACUGUUGACUAUGCAUUUGCCCAACUAGCUGAUGUUAAGGAGUCUGACAAGGUGCUUAUACACACGGCAACAGGAGGCGUAGGACUGAUUGCUAUCCAGUACUGCCAAAGGGUGGGGGCGACAGUCUAUGCAACCUGCAGCGGCGGAGCCAAGGAAGAAUACCUGCGGUCCGCUGGAAUUCAGUAUAUCACGACAAGCCGCGAUGCGUCGACUUUUGCGAAGGAUAUGCAAACGUCCGCAGAUGCGCCCGCAUCCCCAAUAUCCGUAAAGAACACUUCUGAGGCUGACAAGGCAUAUGUCAUCUCGGGUGGUCAUGGAGCGCUUGGUCUAGUCGUUUGCAAAAUGCUCAUAGAGGAAGGCGCUAGGCAUAUUGCUCUGCUUUCGCGGUCUGGGGAGCCAUCUGCUGAAUUGAAGGAAGGAGAAACCUGGCAAUAUUUGUUGAGUGCCCAACCUAACAUUCAAAUCAAGCACGUAAAGUGCGACAUAAGCAAGAAAGAAGACGUCAGGAAGGCAUUUGAAGAGAUCCAAUCUGGCGAAUGGCCUCCCGUGCGCGGAAUAUUCCAUGCAGCAGGAGUGACUGAUGACAAGGCUCUCGCCGAGCAAGACAAGGCGUCGAUUGAGAAGGUUUAUGCUCCAAAGGUUGUGGGGGCCUGGAACUUGCACGAGGUGUGCGAGGAACUGGAUUUGAACAAGGACCUCGAGAUCUUCCUGAUGUUCUCGUCGGUCACAGCCAUUUUAGGAAACUUUGGCCAGGCGAACUAUGCAGCAGCCAAUGCCUGCCUUGACGCUAUAGCUGCGUGGCGCCGGUCUAUAGGAUUGUGUGGUCAGAGCAUCCAGUGGGGUCCGUGGGUGGAGCAUGGAAUGGCAGCUGGGCUGAAAUCUCUCCUGGAGAAAGCGGGCAUGAGGGGAAUUACUGAAGACCUAGGCAGCAGAGUCCUUCAGGACGUUAUGCGCAGUGGAGACCGUUAUGGAAUUUUGAUGUGCCAAUCCUUCAGGUGGAGAAGCUUCCUUAUGAGAAAAAGGUCAGUGGGGGCGAUGAUCGGCUACGUCAACAAAACCAUAGCCGAACAAUUUUCGGGCCACAAGCCUACCCCAAUGCCUAGCAGCUUCGGCAAAGUGUCAAAAACAGACAGGAGAGUGGCCACCAUUGCUAUUGUAAGCGCAGCUUGCCACAUGCCAGGUGGAUCAACAAGUACAGCCCGUUUCUGGGAGAUGCUGCAAGCAGGAACUGACUGCAUGGAUGAAAUCCCAUUGGACAGGUGGAAUAUGUUUGCAUUUUACGAUCGUGAUCCCGAUCAUCCCGACACCACAUAUGCAAAGCUCGGUGCUAUGGUCGAGCACGCUUUCCACUUUGACAAUUCGCUAUUCAACGUCAGCAACAUCGAGGCAAAAGUAAUGGACCCUCAACAACGCAUCUUGAUGGAAGUGGCCUAUGACACAAUUUGGUCUGCUGGAUUCGAUAAAACAGACUUGGUUGACCAGGAAAUUGGCUGCUUCGUGGGCUGUUGCAAUUCUGAUUGGCACAUGCUUGACAUUCCCUCUGGUUCCUUCACAGGGGCUCUCGUUGGAGGCGUGAAUAUUAUGCUGUCGCCAAAUCUGUUCAUUUGCUUUGCAAAAGCCCGGAUGAUAUCUCCAGACUGCCGCUGCCGCUCCUUUGACCAACGUGCGAAUGGCUAUGCUCGAGGUGAAGGCGCUGGAAUGGUCUUCCUGCGUCCCCUAGAAGAGGCUUUAAAAGAUGGAAAUCCCAUUUUGGCCACCCUAAGAGGCUCCGCUGUGAACCAUGGAGGCAGGAGCGCUAGUCUUACCGCUCCUAGUGGUCCCGCUCAGCAAGCUGCAAUACGUGCAUGUCUGGUCCAAGGAGGCAUUCAGCCGCACGAAGUGACAGUCUUAGAAGCUCAUGGUACAGGCACGUCUCUCGGCGAUCCAAUUGAAAUGGGCGCUGUUCGCGCCGUUUAUGGUAUCGGAAGGACUGCUGAAAGUCCCCUGUUUAUUGGUGCUCUCAAGACCAAUAUUGGGCACUUGGAGGGUGCUGCAGGAAUAGCAGCUCUGAUUAAGCUCAUGCUCUGCCUUCGGCAUCGCGAGAUUCCCCAAAAUCUCCAUUUCGAGAAACUCAAUUCAUACAUUGAGCUGGACGAUAUGCCGGUAGUCUUCCCUAAAUCAUCCAUGGGUCUCACGGGGAGCUCAAAGCUUUUAGGUGCUGUAAGUUCCUUUGGCUUCGGCGGUGCCAAUGCACAUGCUGUACUGGAGGAGUAUGUUCAGCUCGAGACGACGGCAAAGCGCAGGGAGCCAAUUUCAUGGUCUCGCAAGAGAUUUGCCCACCGGGAAACACUGCAUCCUCAUGUUGCCCGGGUUAGGGAGACGGACGUCGGUGAUACUGUCUAUGAAGGAGAGGUCAGAAGGGAGCAUUUCGAAGUCAUGGCUCAGCACAAGCUUCAAGAGCGGCCAGUUAUGCCUGGCGCAUUGUAUUUGGAGACGAUGGCUGCUGCUGUCAGCUGCAAGCGCAUGAAGCCGUCAGGCUGUAUAUGCCCAGUAGAAACAGAUCAUUCAAAAACAGUGAUAUUGGAGGAGAUAGAGUUCCAGCGGCCCAUGCUUCUAGAAAAGCCAGUUACGGAUGGACUGCAUGACACGCAGAGGCUGUUUGUAACCGUAUCCCCAGGAGGACAAGUUACUUUGUCUAGUUCUAAAGGUGAGGAGGACGAAACUUUUGUUCAUGUGACCUGCCGACACAUCAAAGACGCUCAUCAAGAGAAAGAAACGCCGUCAUCUGCGGAGCUACUAAGCAUAUUUGAGCAGGACAAAAACCGUCAGGUUGUGGAUGUGGAGCAAAUGUACCAGCGCAUCAAAGAUAAUGGGCUCGUUCUUGGUCCUAAAUUCCGAGUCGUUAAGCAUAUGGAAUGUGGACCCUCGAGUGCAAAACUGCGGCUUGAGCUGCCCGGCCCCAUCACUGUAGGCGAAACUGGUUACCGUUUCCAUCCUUGCGUUCUAGACGGAACAUUCCAAACCGUGGGAGCUUUGGUGCUGUCACACGAUCUUGCAGCUGCAAAGAAGGAGUCUCUACAGCCUCGGCCGUCACGGCUUAUGAUUCCCUUCAUGAUCCAGCGGGUGGCCAUGGGGUCCAUGAACGGUGUGCAUAAAGCCCUUCUUGCUCAUGUAGCUCUCGUGAAACGCGAUGCAAGUCAGGCAGUGAUGGACAUCAACAUUAUGACUGAAGACGGGGAUUGGGUAGCCAGCAUUACGCAUCUCACGAUGCGGGCUGUUGACCCAGUUCCUGCAGCUGAGAUUCCUCGAGAGUUGUUGUGGCACUCCCAGUGGCAGAAGUUCAAGACACUACCAAGCAUUCCAGAAGAUGCGAAUUUGAAAAUUGUUGUGAUCGACUUCAGAGCAGUAAAAGAUGACACGCUUGCUCAAAUCGACGAGCUCGUGAAACCAUGGAGCUGUACACUUAUGAGCAACCCUACUGCGGAGGAUUUAACACCACUGGUCGUCACAGGAACUGACGAUUCAGCACAGGAGAUGACUGUCAUUGUAGUCGCGGCGACUACAACUGCAGCUAACGACACCUCAGUUGUUGCAGGCCUUACAGUUGUCUGCAAGGCUGCGCAUCGGGCCAUAAUGGCUGAUAAGACGGCAGUGCUAAGGCCCAUCUGGAUUGUCACCCAUGGUUUAUUCGCAACUGAAGGACAACGUGGAGGCUGCUCUCAAGCAGGUGCUUGGGGUUUUGCACGUGCUGUGCGCUUAGAGACGGCAGCUCAGCUGGGAAGGCUGAUUCCACUCGGUUGUGUGGAUGUCGAAGAUCCAAAACUAUUGCCUCAGACUUUGUAUGCUUUGGCUACGAUUCAAGAAACAAAGCCAUAUGAACCAGAGCUGCUUGCGUGCACCCAACUUGCUGGAGGAAUGGAUGAUGAUGAACCUCCUGCCAGUAGUGGGACGGAGACAGCGCAAGAACUCCAGCCAGAAACGCCUUCCAUCUUCGUUCAUAGACUUGCAAAGUGGAAGAAAGGUGUCCGAGGACCUGUCGAACUGCAUCUCCCUGACAGAGGAGCCAUAGCGAGCCUCGUCUUGAGGGCGCAAUCAGUCGGCCAUAGGAAGCAGCCAAAAGGAAAUAUGGUGGAAGUUAGAGUGCGUGCCAUUGGCUUAAACUUCCGGGAUGUCCUAAAUGUUAUGGGACUAUAUCCUGGGGAUCCAGGGCCACCAGGGUCAGACUGCGCUGGAAUGGUUGUCGCAGUGGGUCCGGAAGUGAAGCGAUUAAAACUAGGUGACACAGUGUUUGGCAUUGUCCCUGGGUGCUUGAGGACAUUUGCAGUGACGAGCGAAGAUUUGCUGUGGAAACUGCCCGACGGUUUGUCUUUCUCUGAAGGUGCGACCCUUCCAGUUGUGGCUACGACGGUGCAGCAUGCACUUGGUGACAUCGCUCGAGUCAAAGCAGGCGAUAAGGUCCUAAUACAUGCAGUGUCUGGAGGUGUUGGCCUCCUGGCGAUUCAGCACUGUAAGCGCGUUGGAGCUAUCGUAUAUGGUACUUGCGGCAGUGAGGCUAAGACAAAGUACGUGAAGGAGCUAGGGGUACAGUAUGUGACGUCAAGUCGCAAGCCCGAAAUAUUUGUCAAAGACAUGCGAAAGUUUCUUGGGGAGAACGGCAAGGUUGACGUCGUGCUCAAUUCCCUGCUAGAGCCUUUCAUAUCUUCCUCACUUUCUUUCCUGGCGGAAAACGGCAUUUUCAUCGAGCUCGGCAAAAGAGGUAUUUGGACUCACGAACAAAUGAAGGCAGCACGGCCAGAUGUUCAAUACGAGACUGUAGCUGUUGAUCUUAUGAUCGAAGACAACCCUCGCUGGUUCGCUCUCCAACUACACCGUAUGACGCAGCGACUGGAGUCUGGUGCCCUCAGCCCUCUUCCAGCAACAGUUUUUGAUAUGACUGACCAGCAGGACGGAGGCGUUGCUGCGUUCCGGUUCCUUCAAAAGGCGCAGCACGUCGGGAAAGUGGUCUUGGCGAUUCCCAGUGCUCUCUCGCCAAAAGUGCACGCCGCCACCCUGGCGAAGUCCUAUAUAGUCACAGGCGGCCACGGAGCGCUUGGUCUAGUCGUUUGCAAAAUGCUCAUAGAGGAAGGCGCUAGGCAUAUUGCACUGCUUUCGCGGUCUGGGGAGCCAUCUGCUGAAUUGAAGGAAGGAGAAACCUGGCAAUAUUUGUUGAGUGCCCAACCUAACAUUCAAAUCAAGCACGUAAAGUGGGAGCGCUUGGUCUAG